AUGGGUUUUAAUGCACAAAGACCUUUGGGAAAUUGUCAAAAUGCUCACUGUACUGUGGUUAGCAAAGCCUUGCUUGCGAUGACGGAAACAAUCUUGCUGGAGAUGGGUGCAAUGAAUUUUGUGAGGUAGAAAAAGGGUUUACUUGUUUUAAAAAGGAAAAUGAAAAAGCUAUCUGCUCAAGAAUAUACUCUUUCUCAGAAGAAUAAGCAAUGCUUCCCAUUUGUGGAAACGGAUUAAUAGAAAGGGGAGAAGAGUGCGAUGAUCAGAAUGAAAAUUCUAAUGAUGGGUAACAUUUUUUCAAUUAAUAAUCAAUAAAGAUGUGAUAACCUUUGUUAAAUUGAAAAUGGAUUUUCACUGAGUUUGAAUGAGAACAAUGAAUAAUUCAUAGAGAAGUCUUGCUUAUUAAAUGAAAAGUUAUGUUUGGAUUUGAAUAAGAUCUCAGGAGAUGGGCAAAAUCUUCAGUUAAUCAGUUGA
Molecule: messenger RNA, 474 nt
Organism: Stylonychia lemnae
Lineage: Eukaryota; Ciliophora; Spirotrichea; Sporadotrichida; Oxytrichidae
Source: the annotation of a GenBank genome assembly